ACGACAGCGCGCAAAGACUCGGAGACAACUCCGUGAGAGGCUGGAUAUCAACAGAAGAGACGCACAUCUGGUCAAUUGCUGAAUAGGGGAAGAGAGAUUGCGACGCUGCCAAGUCAGUCUCCGGAUAACCGACGGUAAACAAGGCAACGAAGCUCCACACCUAGGAAUACCAUUGCAGCAACACGAGCGCAACAACCCCCUCGCCCUGCUCGACCCCAACUGAACGCAAAUCCAUCGCGAACCACGUGCGACGAAGCUUCAAAGUUCAAAAUACCGAAAAAAUGGCGCGCGCAGGACACUCAGGCACAGUAGUCGGCUCGGCGAUAGUAGUACGGGAAAAGUACUACUGGCCAGACUUACAACUGAACAUCUGGACAAUAGUUAUGCUGGCAACAGCAGGACUGAUAUUGGGCGUGAAUGCGCAAUUCAUGGAGAUACAGAAUCGAAUGGGUUUGGGAACACCAUGGAUCAUGCCAUAUGGUGUCACAGUAGGCACUCUUGCUAUCAUCUUCAUCAUUAUCGAAAUCAUCUACAUUGCGCAACGGAAGCUCCUUCCUGGCGUCAUGAUGUUGUUUUCCUUCAUCCUGCUCGUCCUCUUCCUCGCCGGCGUCAUUGGAACUGCGAUACAACUCUUCGCUGGACCCAAUAUCAACAACCAAUGCAAUACCUAUGUGUUCAAUACCGAUCCAAGGGGUCCCACCAUGGAAACGCUAGCGUUUUUGCAGCAGAGGAAUAUUUGCCAGUGCUGGCAGGCUCAGUUUGCAUUUUGGAUCAUCGGAACGGUGUUUCUCGUCUGGAUGAUGGUCAUGGCUAGCCAAGUCAACUCCAACACCUACGUCAGGUAGUAAUGUGUUGUGAUCUUGGCUUUUUUUGUUAUGAGAAACAUUUCCAAACUUCUUUGCAUGUAAUGCUUUGUUUUCUUACUUUUUUCUACAAUUCAUGUGCCACGUGUCUAUGAAGGUACUGGUGGUAAGCAUGUACCAUGUAAUUUGGGCGAAAGCAACAGCGAAUGUUGUAAUACAUAAAUGAUGAACGAGAUACUGAUUGUAUUAACGCACAGCAGCGGAAUGAGCGCAUGUGUGUAAGAGUAACAGUACACCUAGAUGUUAGCAAUAGGAACGAAGAAUGAGAAUGGAUGUCUUGAAGCAUAGCGC
Bipolaris maydis ATCC 48331 is the source of this 1154-nucleotide messenger RNA. RefSeq lists its product as uncharacterized. The record is from RefSeq and is a predicted model, not a curated record. Lineage: Eukaryota; Fungi; Ascomycota; Dothideomycetes; Pleosporales; Pleosporaceae.